Messenger RNA from Sphenostylis stenocarpa, 321 nucleotides. The record is from the annotation of a GenBank genome assembly. Lineage: Eukaryota; Viridiplantae; Streptophyta; Magnoliopsida; Fabales; Fabaceae.
AUGGCGGAACAGAUAGGGCCUCGCUUGUAUAGCUGCUCUAAUUGUAGAAACCAGGUUUCACUCCACGAUGAUAUAAUUUCCAAGGCUUUUCAUGGAAGAAACGGCCGAGCUUUUCUGUUUUCCCAUGCAAUGAAUGUUGUCACAGGGCCAAAAGAAGACAGACAUCUCUUGACUGGCCUCCACACUGUUGCUGAUGUUUAUUGUGGUGAUUGCCGUGAAGUGUUGGGUUGGAAGUAUGAAAGAGCUUAUGAAGCAUCCCAGAAAUACAAGGAAGGAAAGUUCAUACUUGAAAAGUCAAAAAUUGUUAAGGACAACUGGUAG